Alligator sinensis (Chinese alligator) is the source of this 2388-nucleotide messenger RNA. RefSeq names its product solute carrier family 6 member 5 (gene SLC6A5). Gene Ontology annotation, cellular component: membrane. The record is from RefSeq and is a predicted model, not a curated record. The coding region runs from base 1 to 2388 and encodes 795 amino acids. Lineage: Eukaryota; Metazoa; Chordata; Crocodylia; Alligatoridae. Gene Ontology annotation, molecular function: glycine:sodium symporter activity. Gene Ontology annotation, biological process: sodium ion transmembrane transport; glycine import across plasma membrane; synaptic transmission, glycinergic. The transcript has 17 exons.
AUGGCGCAAGGCAUGGAUUACGCCUGUCAAAAGGAUAUGAACAAGCUGACUGCGGACGGCUCCGAAACAGUUGUUCCUGGACAAAUUGAAGGCGCAGGAAUUACAAGCCUCAGCCCUGAAAAUGAGCAGCAGAGCCUCCCUCCGCAGGCCCCGUGCCCCUUGACCAAGGCCUCCACUGGCAGCAGACCUGUUUCCCCUGAAGAAGCCAAGGCAAACGAUUUGGAGAGGACCAAAGUUGGGAUCUGCAAGCUCAGCAGCAGCAGCUCUGGGCCAGCCAACGCCACCCUCCGCAAGGAUCCUAUUGAGACCUGUCCGCUCAAGAGCAUCCUCAGCGCGGGGCCCACGGGCUCGGCCCCGAUCCCCCACUGCAAAAUCCCCGCUUUGCAAAGCCUAGAUGGGGAAGCUAAUCAGAGCCUUGGGAAGAGCACGCUGGAGCAAAACAAUGCCAAAGGCGGCUGGGUGCCCAUGAGCCAGAGCACCGUGGUGCUGGGCACAGAUGGGAACACUUCUGUUCUUCCUGGCAGCGUCAAUGGGGAUGACGAAGAAGGGGAUGAGAAUAAAGCCCGAGGGAACUGGUCUAGCAAGCUGGACUUCAUCCUCUCCAUGGUGGGUUAUGCAGUGGGGCUGGGCAAUGUCUGGAGGUUCCCGUACCUGGCCUUUAAGAAUGGGGGAGGUGCGUUUCUCAUCCCCUACCUGAUGAUGCUGGCUCUAGCUGGGAUUCCCAUUUUCCUCUUGGAAGUGUCACUGGGGCAGUUUGCUAGUCAGGGACCCGUGUCUGUCUGGAAAGCCAUUCCUGCCUUACAAGGCUGUGGCAUUGCUAUGCUGAUCAUCUCUGUUCUAAUAGCCAUAUAUUAUAAUAUUAUUCUGUGCUACACACUUUUCUACCUUUUUGCAUCCUUUGUACCUGUAUUACCUUGGGCUUCCUGUAACAAUCCCUGGAACACACCAGACUGUAAAGAUAAAAACAAACUUUUACUAGAUUCCUGCAUCAUUGGUGACCACCCUAAAAUACAAAUCAAGAACUCUACUUUUUGUAUGAGUGCCUAUCCAAACUUGACAAUGGUUAACUUCACCAGCCAAGGAAAUAAAACGUUUGUCAGUGGAAGUGAAGAAUAUUUCAAGUACUUUGCGUUGAAGAUUUCUGCAGGGAUUGAAUAUCCUGGUGAAAUCAGGUGGCCCUUGGUACUGUCUCUCUUUCUGGCUUGGGUAAUUGUAUACCUAUCCCUUGCUAAAGGAAUCAAGACAUCAGGAAAAGUGGUGUAUUUUACUGCUACGUUCCCUUACGUGGUGCUUAUCAUCCUACUUGUCAGAGGAGUAACGUUGCCAGGAGCUGGGGCUGGAAUUUGGUACUUCAUCACGCCUAAAUGGGAGAAACUAGUGGAUGCAAUGGUGUGGAAAGAUGCUGCCACUCAGAUUUUCUUCUCCUUAUCUGCCGCAUGGGGAGGUCUAAUUACUCUCUCUUCCUAUAACAAAUUCCAUAAUAAUUGUUACAGGGACACGCUGAUAGUAACAUGUACCAACAGUGCCACAAGUAUAUUUGCUGGCUUUGUCAUCUUUUCAGUUAUUGGCUUCAUGGCAAAUGAACUUAAAGUAGAUAUUGAAGAUGUGGCAGAUCAAGGUCCAGGUAUUGCUUUUGUGGUUUACCCUGAAGCCUUAACAAGGCUUCCUCUCUCUCCAUUUUGGGCUAUAAUCUUCUUUUUGAUGCUUCUGACCCUUGGAUUGGACACUAUGUUUGCUACUAUUGAGACAAUAGUGACCUCCGUUUCAGAUGAGUUUCCCAAAUACUUACGUACUCACAAACCACUCUUCACUCUUGGUUGUUGCAUUUCCUUUUUCAUCAUGGGAUUUCCUAUGAUCACUCAGGGUGGAAUGUACAUGCUCCAGCUUGUGGAUACUUAUGCAGCCUCUUACUCUCUUGUCAUCAUUGCCAUAUUUGAACUUGUUGGGGUUUCAUACAUAUAUGGCUUGCAAAGAUUUUGUGAAGAUAUAGAGAUGAUGAUUGGAUUCCAGCCAAACAAAUUUUGGAGAGUCUGUUGGGCAUUUGUAACCCCAACCAUUUUAACUUUUAUUCUCUCCUUCAGUUUUUACCAGUGGGAACCAAUGACAUAUGGAGCUUACCACUAUCCUGGCUGGUCCAUGGUACUUGGAUGGUUGAUGCUGGCCUGCUCUGUUAUUUGGAUUCCAGUUAUGUUUGUAAUAAAAAUGCAUCUAGCCCCUGGCAAAUUUAUUGAGAGGCUCAAGUUGGUCUGCUCUCCACAACCUGACUGGGGCCCAUUUUUGGCUAAACAUCGUGGUGAACGUUACAAGAAUAUGAUUGAUCCAUUGGGAACUUCCUCCCUGGGACUUAAACUGCCAGUGAAAGAUUUAGAACUGGGGACCCAAUUCUAG